Messenger RNA from Crotalus tigris (Tiger rattlesnake), 2745 nucleotides. It is a transcript of the gene CYTH3, whose product is annotated as cytohesin 3. Gene Ontology annotation, molecular function: guanyl-nucleotide exchange factor activity. NCBI's taxonomy places the organism in Eukaryota, Metazoa, Chordata, Lepidosauria, Squamata, Viperidae. Gene Ontology annotation, biological process: regulation of ARF protein signal transduction. The record is from RefSeq and is a predicted model, not a curated record. The coding region runs from base 193 to 1413 and encodes 406 amino acids. The transcript is spliced from 13 exons.
CGAGGCGCCGUCCGCCCAUUUCCGCGGGGACGGCGGCGGGGCACGGGAGCCGGGCAGAGCCAGCCAGCCAGCCAGCCAGCCAGCGGCGGCUGCAACAGCUGCAACAGCUGCAGCAGCGGCGCUUUGCAAGCGGCUGAGCCGAGCCGAGCUGCUGCUGCUCCGGGGCUGCUCCGGGGGCGACGCUGCCCCACCAUGGACGAGGACGGAGGAGGAGGAGGAGGAGGCGGCGGAGGAGGAGGAAGCGUGCCUGAUGAUCUGUCUGCGGAGGAGAGAGAGGAACUUUUAAACAUCCGUCGCAGAAAAAAAGAAUUAAUUGACGAUAUAGAGCGGUUAAAAUUUGAGAUUGCAGAAGUUAUGACUGAGAUUGAUCACCUGACCAGCGUAGAGGAGAGUAAAGCUACCCAAAGGAAUAAGCAAGUUGCAAUGGGAAGGAAAAAAUUUAACAUGGAUCCCAAGAAGGGAAUUCAAUUUCUCAUUGAGAAUGAUCUCCUGCAGAAGAUGCCAGAAGACAUUGCUGAGUUCCUUUAUAAAGGGGAAGGGCUCAAUAAAACUGUUAUCGGCGAUUAUCUCGGGGAAAGGGAUGACUUUAAUAUUAAAGUACUUCAGGCUUUUGUUGAACUCCAUGAGUUUGUGGAUCUCAAUCUCGUCCAAGCAUUACGGCAAUUCCUGUGGAGUUUUAGGCUGCCGGGAGAAGCUCAAAAAAUCGACCGCAUGAUGGAGGCCUUUGCUUCGCGCUAUUGCCUUUGCAACCCUGGGGUCUUCCAGUCUACAGAUACCUGCUAUGUCCUCUCCUUUGCGAUCAUUAUGUUGAACACCAGUCUGCAUAACCACAACGUGAGAGACAAGCCAACAGCAGAGAGGUUCAUAUCUAUGAACCGAGGUAUUAACGAGGGGGGAGACCUCCCGGAAGAAUUGUUACGGAAUUUAUACGAAAGCAUUAAAAACGAGCCCUUCAAAAUUCCAGAAGACGACGGGAACGAUUUAACCCAUACUUUUUUUAAUCCAGAUCGAGAAGGCUGGCUCCUGAAAUUAGGAGGCGGACGCGUGAAAACGUGGAAAAGAAGGUGGUUUAUACUGACUGAUAACUGCCUCUAUUAUUUCGAAUACACAACAGACAAAGAACCCAGAGGAAUCAUCCCACUGGAAAACCUCAGCAUCAAAGAAGUUGAGGAUCCAAGAAAACCAAAUUGCUUUGAGCUGUACAACCCCAGCUACAAAGGACAGGUGAUCAAAGCCUGCAAGACAGAAGCGGACGGCCGGGUGGUUGAAGGCAACCAUGUGGUCUACAGGAUAUCUGCUCCCACAUCUGAAGAAAAAGAAGAAUGGAUUAAAUCCAUCAAGGCAAGCAUCAGCAAGGACCCUUUUUAUGACAUGCUGGCAACUCGGAAAAGGCGGAUAGCUAAUAAGAAGUAACUUCGCGGAAGGACUCUCCCCAUCCCUGUGCCCAGGGCAGAGGAAAUUUGUCUCAUCCCAGCAAGCUUGUGUCUCUGCUGUCCCUUUGGGAGUGUGGUGGAACCACAACUGAGCUGGACGUCUCCCGUUCCUCUUUACUUCUGGGGUGGGGGACGGAUGUUGUUGGGGAUUGUGACUUGUUGAUGUGAUGUCUUUCCUGAUAGAGGGAGCUUGCUUCCUCUGUGUCGUUUAAGAGUCUUGUUCCUAGCUUACGUCCAGACUGUUGUGCAUAACGUUGAACCCCCACUGUUGUGACACCCGGUGUGCGAUCACAUCUCCCUCUCCUCCACAGGAUGGUCCUGCUUGAAAAAGCUCUCCAGGAAAUUGCUUUUCUUCCCCCAACUGGUAUUUCCCCAGUGUGUUUCUCUUGGGUGUUUAGUGCAAUUCUCCAUAUUGUCUUUUCCAAGAGGUUCUCGUUCUGCUUCCAGAAAACGGGAUUGACAAGGUCUGCGGUCCCUGCUUUAAAAAAAAAAAAAUAGAUAUUUGCUGGUGGGAGAGGGAGAAAAUGACACCCCGGGCAUCACACUGUGGCUGUGGAAGUUGUGCCCCUUUUGCACAUGUCAGUAUAGAGAGGGAGAAUGUCUGUUGUGGUGCUGAAGAAAGCGUAGAGGUUCUGAAUCCACCUCUGAGGAGCAUAAAGCCACAAGUGAAAAAUGGUUGAUCUAUUUUGGUCAGACUAUCUGGAAUUCUGAGGGCUUUGAUCUCUAAUAGUUAGAUCUCUCUAGCUAGCCCUCUGUUUGAAAGACAUAAAACUGAGGGAUUCCUUUUUUUUAAUCCAACUGAUUGGAAAUCCUCUGUUGGCCCUAAGAAAAACAUGUAAACUUUCUAGUGAACGAGACAACAAUUGUAUUGCUGGGCAUAUGGAUGGUUUAUAAUGUUUGUAUUUAACAAUAUUUUCUCAGGAGUGCCAUCCCGGCUGACAACAACAGUAAAAAGUCAAAAUAAUUGUGUUGGCGGUCGCCCACCUGAUGGCAUCCAGAACAGGGAUCCAACUUGGGGCAAAACUUUUCCGUGGUCACAAGGCCAGUAACGAAAUUAGAAAAGGCUUAGGUUUAGUUUAGUUUAGUAAUUUAAUUUUAGUUUAGACUAGGAAAGGCCUCUGAAAGUUUUUGGCUCCUCAAGGUACUACCCUUAUGACGAUACCAAAAUCUCCUCUUUCAUCCUUCUUUGUGCUUUGCAACAAGGGUGAGUUCCAAAGAAUUCUAGAAAAGGUGCAGAAAAGAGCAACAAAGAUGUUUAGGGCAGUGUUUCUCAACCUUGACAAUUUUAAGGCAUGUGGACUUCAACUCCCAG